GUCUAAUGUCCCCUGAAAUGAAUGAGGCUAGUCCUACCUGUAUUCUUGAGAUCUGGAUUCAUAUGUAUGGAAAAGACAUUGGAUCUCUUGGUAUAUACAUUGUAUCUGGAUUAGAGAGGGCUCUUUUGUUUUGGGAUGAGAGAACUAAUCGAGAUGAGUGGUUUAGAUCAUCUGUUGGUGUUGGUCGAAUCAGGGGAACUUUCCAGAUUCAAGUCCUUGCCCAAAGAUCAUUUGAUGUUAUAGGAGACAUUGCAAUUGACGACAUUACUUUCAGGGAUUGUGGAUUUCCAGAUCCUCCUCCAGAGGGUUGUACGUCAGAUGAGUUUACAUGUGCCAAUCUGAGAUGCAUCGUUAGAGAUCGAUUAUGUGAUCUCACAGACGACUGUGGAGAUAUGUCGGAUGAAAUCAAUUGCGAAACCUAUGAGCGAUGCAGUUUUGAGAAUGGAAUUUGUAGUUGGACUCAGCUAACUACCGAUGAAUAUGACUGGAGGUAUUACUCUGGUAUUACACGUACCCCAUGGACUGGGCCAGCCAGGGAUCACACCACUGGUCUUCCGGCAGGUUACUACAUCUACCUGGAAGCAAGUGACGCCCAACCCGGCGAUAGGGCACGACUUGCAUCUAGAACACUCACUUCUGUGACGUCAUCAGGUUGUUUCUUGAGAUUCUAUUACCACAUGUUUGGAGAUGAUAUUGACCAGCUGAAUGUGUACACAAGGCAAGCAAUCAAUGGUCCAUUGACACGUAUCUGGAACAGAGAAGGAGAUAUUGGGGACUAUUACUUGAGAGCUGAUAUUGAGAUUGAUUCUCCUCAGUACCCUGUCCAGGUAAUCAUUGAGGCUACACGAGGGGCUGGUAUAUACGGUGACAUUGCUAUUGACGAUACAAGCUUUACCCCUGGGUGUGUCUUUAGUGACACACCCCUGGCAACCGUCUCCACCGUGGCUCCUACCCAACCCCCUACCCUGCCAUACUGUCCUCCCGACACAUUCCAAUGUAACAAUGGAACUUGCUUGGAUGUUCAACAGAGGUGCAAUCUCAAGAACGAUUGCCUGGAGGGGGAAGAUGAAAUUAAUUGCGGUGACUGUGACUUUGAGCUUGAUACAUGUGGAUACACUAGCAUCCCGAAUGGAGAGUACCUGUGGACACGAAUCCAAGCGAGUGACGCAAUUAGUGGGCGUGGUCCAUCCGUAGACCAUACCAAGGAUAGUGGAGAUGGUUAUUACAUGUUCGUUGAUAGUACUUACGGAUUAUUCGGAAUGACUGCACUUCUGAUCAGCCCUGUUCUCCUUGGCGAAGCUGGCUCCAGGUGUGAGUUGGAAUUCUAUUAUCACAUGCUUGGUGGUCAGGUGGGGUCUUUAAGCGUCAUCAUAUAUGAAAAUGGUUAUCCUGAUGCAUCAUGGGUAAUGGCAGGUGAUCAAGGGUCAAGCUGGAACCGAGGGUCAUUAAUGGUUGGACCACACGAUGCAGGGCAGUAUUAUGCUCGUUUUGAGGCCUCACCAGGAGUUGGUUUUGAUGAAACAACUGAACCGACAGACAUUGCCCUCGAUGAUAUCAGGUUUAUUAACUGUGGUAAAUCAGCAGACCUCGAUUGUAACUUUGGAGAGGCAGCAGGAACACUGUGCGGCUGGAGCCAGAAUGUAGAUACCGAUACAGUUGACUGGACCUUGUUCAAAGGAAGGACACCAACGGGCUACACUGGGCCACAGUUUGAUCAUACUAAUGGUCUAGGCUAUUAUGUCUAUUUGGAGACAUCUUAUUUAGUAAAUGGCGACUUUGCUCGUUUGGAGUCUGGUAUCCUCAGAUCGACUGAUGAUCAACCGUACUGUCUUUCGUUCUGGUAUCUAAUGUAUGGUUCUACUGUUGGCACGUUCAAGGUUUUCAAGAGAGAUACGGACACCGAGGAUGAGGUUCUUAUGUGGUAUAAGCGUGGCAAUCAGGCUAGUGUAUGGUUACCAGCCCAGAUGAAUAUCAUAACAUCUUCAAACUAUGAGAUUAUUCUAGAAGCCACACGGUCUUCUCAAUUUUACGGCGAUAUUGCUGUUGAUGAUACUGCCCUCUCCGCCGGCGCAUGUCCUGGGUCACGUGAGCAAACCAUCAUCUUUAAAUCAUUGGUUUUGUUAUAA
Molecule: messenger RNA, 2126 nt
Organism: Lytechinus variegatus (green sea urchin)
Lineage: Eukaryota; Metazoa; Echinodermata; Echinoidea; Temnopleuroida; Toxopneustidae
Product: MAM and LDL-receptor class A domain-containing protein 1-like
Exons: 13
Coding region: 6-2126 (706 amino acids)
Cellular component (GO): membrane
Molecular function (GO): protein binding
Source: RefSeq, a predicted model, not a curated record